Messenger RNA from Nicotiana attenuata, 1309 nucleotides. RefSeq lists its product as uncharacterized. The transcript has 6 exons. NCBI's taxonomy places the organism in Eukaryota, Viridiplantae, Streptophyta, Magnoliopsida, Solanales, Solanaceae. The coding region runs from base 98 to 1309 and encodes 403 amino acids. The record is from RefSeq and is a predicted model, not a curated record.
GUGUCCAGCAAAUAAAAAACGAUUCUUUUACACAACAGAGAAGAAGCAUAGAGUGGGAGUGAGGGUAGAGUAGGAGGCGAAAGCAUAAACGAGGACGAUGCUAGAAAGGGCGCUCUCUUCUCGCAGGGCGCCGCCGUUCAGUGACGACGGAGACGACGACGGCGACCAAUCCAAAACACGGAAGCACAUUUCCGUACCGACGAAGAUCACAAAUUACUUGAUUCGAACCGGCCACCUCUGGCCAUGCCUUCUCAUAGGGCUCGUAAUCAUUGUGCUCACUUCUUUCGUUUAUCACACUCGUGAUUUAGUGUGUAUCUCAGCUUCCUCUUCCGAUCACAUUUCUCGUUUGCGAUUCUUCGGCUUUGAUGGCCUUGAAACCGACUUCGGAUCUCUCGGCGUUCCCUGGUGCAGAUCGAAACAUGGAAAAACUGUUGAAUGGACCACAAAGGAUUUAAUCAAAGGCUUGGAGGAGUUUGUGCCCAUAUAUGAGACACGACCUAUCAAGAAUAACAUGUAUGGGAUGGGUUUUGACCACAGCUUUGGGCUCUGGUUUAUGACUCGGUGGUUAAAACCAGAAUUAAUGAUUGAGAGUGGCGCAUUCAAGGGACACUCAACUUGGGUUUUGAGACAAGCAAUGCCAGAUACACCAAUCAUCUCACUUACACCCCGUCAUCCUGAGAAGUAUCUCAAGAAAGGACCUGCUUAUGUUGAUGGGAACUGCACAUACUUUGCUGGAAAAGAUUUUGUUGAUUUUGGAAGCGUUGAUUGGAGAAAAGUUAUGAAGAAACACGGAGUCAAGGAUCUUAGCCAGGUUCUUGUCUUUUUUGAUGACCAUCAAAAUGAAUUGAAAAGACUGAAGCAAGCACUUAAAGCUGGGUUCAGGCAUCUUGUGUUUGAGGACAAUUAUGAUACUGGUACUGGAGACCACUAUUCCUUCAGGCAGAUGUGUGAUCAGUUUUAUAUAAGAGCCGACAGGUCGCCGCCGCCCCCAUUGUCUCUCCGCCGAAAGGAUGAGGAGCUUGAAGCGGUAAAGAGGGUCGCAGCUGAGUGCGAGCGCCGGGGCGAGGCCAAGGCGGCGGAGGCCGCUGCAGCAUGGAGCGGGAAAGUGACCGCGUUGGAAGAGUUUUUGUUGCGCUUUUUGUUGAACGUCGGCGUUGGCGGCCCUAGUCGAAUUUGGAUCGACGACUUUAGUCGUGAUAGACUCGACGACCUUAGCCACAAAGUCAACUUCGACUGUCGUCGGGUCGUUAACUCGCCGCAGUCAAACCUAGGUCGACCGUUGGCGGCAAUGGCCUUAGGCAUAAUAUAG